This is a messenger RNA of Xylaria bambusicola, 1124 nucleotides long. RefSeq lists its product as uncharacterized. The transcript has 2 exons. The record is from RefSeq and is a predicted model, not a curated record. Lineage: Eukaryota; Fungi; Ascomycota; Sordariomycetes; Xylariales; Xylariaceae. The coding region runs from base 297 to 1031 and encodes 244 amino acids.
ACCACAAGUCUGGCGGUGGGGUUACUAAGGAUGGCAGUCCCUCCUCAGAUCCCUCCUCUCCUUUGUGCAGAGAGAGCCUAUUAAUACCUGACCUCCUCUGGUCAGAUAUUACUCUUCUUUCUCUCUUUUCUCUUCAGCCCAAACAGCCAAUUCGCAUUCUAGCUCACAACCUUGACUUCGGUCGUCCACUCUUUUCCAACGCUCUUAAGCUUCAAGCUUCAACUACUUUCGUUAUCUAACCAACGAUUACUUGUCGUUUAUUAAACGUACAAAUUAAAUCAACCAAACCAGUCAAAAUGCGUUACUCUACCGUCGCCCUCUUCGCCGGUGCCGCCAUGGCCACCAGCACCGUCUACUCCACGGAUGUUGUCACCAUCACCUCUUGCGGCCCUGAGGUCCCUGACUGCCCUGGCAACUCCUACCCUACUCAGGGUGGCUACCCCGUCGAGUCUUACCCUCCCGCCGGCGAGACCACCACCAGCGAGGCUCUCCCCACCACCUCUGCCUACCCUACCUCGGAGAGCACCCCCGCUGUUUACCCUACCAGCUCUUACCCCGUCGAGAGCCCCAGCUCUUCCGCUGAGACCUCUGCUGUCACUUCUGCUUCCUACCCUCCCAGCAGCUACCCCGUCGGAAGCAGCAGCAGCAGCGCCUCUCCUUCCAGCUACAGCUCUUACCCUGCUGGCCCUGGCUCUUCCUCGGUCCCUUACCCGACCACUCUGGAGACCUCUUCUGCUCCCUCCUACCCCAGCACCUCGGUGAUCCCCAUCACCUACACCACCUGUGUGCCCACCACCUCGGUCAGCUACUCUACCGUGACCUACGCUCCUAGCAGCAGCGUCAGCGUUUCUGUCCCUGCCAGCUACCCCGCUAGCUACCCUGUUCCCACCACCAGCGUCAUCCCCACCGGUGGCUACACACCUGCCCCCUACCCUACUGGUAGCCCCAUCCCCACUGCCGGUGCUUCGACCAUGGCCGGCUCUGCGUUCUUCGCCGCUGCCGCCGGUGUUGCCGCUGUUCUCUUCGCCUAAGCGCCAAGCAAGCACAAUUGCUUGAAAACAGAAUUCCCUUGUUUAAUGACUCAACCUCCUUUUUGUCGUUUGUGAGCAAGCCUCGGAAUGAAA